UUCUCCCGUCACGGUGCCAUAGGAAAUGUAAUGAUGAAGGGAUUAUUUCUUUAAACGAGGUUCUGUGCAUCAGCUGCUUUUUAUCCCCGUCAACGGCGAAUACCGCAAGACCCGGGCUGUAUCCAGCCAGUCGGCUCUGCUUUCUACAAUGGAGUGCCUUUUUAACGGUACAAUGCAUUUCACCUACCAGAUAGGGGGAGUCCAAGCUGAAAGAUGAAGGGAAUAUGCUGAUGCCUGGCGAUCGGCAUCAAUGCAAACGUUUACCUUAAGCGGACAGCGACAGAGAGGGGCAGAAAGGCAAGAAGAGAGACAAGUAAAAAAGCCGUGUUUUACAUUUGAAAGUCAGGAUGCGCGGCAGGGAGCAGCUGUAGGGACAGGAUCGAGGAGUGGACAGUCUUUAACAGGUCCGAAGCGCACUUUUCAACACCCCCGUCACCCGACAAGAAUAUGAUCCGGUCAAAUCAUAUGGACAUGCCUCAUUAUUCAAUGAGCACUAUCUCUCACAACGCAUCGUUUACGCGCAGGAGUUAGCCGGCGCUUCGCCAAAUUUAAAAGGCUCUUGUCGUCCCACCUUCUGUGGAGCUGUCGGCGCUCUUCCUGACAUCCGGCAUUCAUUGGAGCGGCGGCAGUCACACAGGGCUCCCUGAUCAGUGCCGACCAGAAGCGGAGCUGAAGCUGAAGCUGAGGCUGGCUUAACGGGGCUAAGCACACCGUCGCGCUGUCCAAGAAACUACCCCCACCCACUGUCUGAGGUGGCCAUUCCAGUAAGCAGUAGUCAGUCAGGAGUGACAGUGAGAGGCCACUUGAUCCUAACAGACAGCUUGCACUCCAGUAUGCAGUUGGUGUGUUAAGGAUGGAGGACUCUAGUUUGUGUCUUGGUGUGUCGUCAGCGGUGACUGAUGCUGAUGCCCAUCUGAGUAGUGCAGUGUUAAAUGGCCGCUACCCAAUCAGUCAGAAGCUUCAUCAGCUUACUGCCCAGCUAGGACACGCCUUUCCUGAUCUACACCGCCCACAACAGAUCCCUGAAGAGAAAGCAGCCACGCCUUUGGACGAGAAGACCCAUCACGCAGCCCUGGCCAGUCAACCUAUCAGCAGUCAGAUGGCCCUGCUAGCCAAUCAGCUCAACCGAGACAUUGACGCAGGGGCACUAAGUGGGUUGAACGGGCGAGUUGACCUGCAGCAGUUUCUCAACGGCCAGAACUUGGGCAUUAUGUCCCAGAUGAACGAUAUCGAAGAUGACGCCCGCAAGAACAGGAAGUAUCCCUGUCCAUUGUGUGGCAAACGCUUUCGUUUUAACAGCAUCCUGUCAUUGCAUAUGCGCACACACACAGGAGAGAAGCCCUUCAAGUGCCCCUACUGUGACCACCGAGCGGCCCAAAAGGGCAACUUGAAGAUCCACCUCCGCACCCACAAGCUGGGGAAUCUCGGUAAAGGCCGCGGUCGUGUCAGAGAGGAGAAUAGGCUGCUGCAUGAGCUGGAGGAGAGGGCCAUCCUUCGGGACAAGCAGAUGAGAGGGAGUGGCAGUCUCCUCCAGACACCUCCAACACCCCAUCUGGGCCUCAAUAGCAGCUCUAACACCCAUCAGCAGCAACUAGGCUCAGCCUGUGGCCUCCUCCCCCCCUCUGGCCUUGCCACUCCAGAAACAAUUUCCCAACCUUCUUCUUCACCCAAGCCGGCUGGCACCCAGGAUGAACAGUCCUUGAACCCAACUACAGGCUUCCGCUGUACCUUCUGUAAAGGGAAGUUCAAGAAGCGUGAGGAGCUCGACCGCCACAUCCGCAUACUCCACAAGCCCUACAAAUGUACUCUGUGUGAGUUUGCUGCUGCCCAUGAAGAGGAGCUGAUAAGUCACGUCGAGAAGGCCCACAUUACAGCCGAGAACACACAGGGUCAAGGUGCUGGUGGUGCCGGUGGUACACAGCCAGCCACUGAAUUCCGCUGUGAUGUGUGUGGACAGGUGUUCAGCCAAGCCUGGUUCCUAAAGGGCCACAUGCGCAAGCACAAAGACUCCUUUGAACACUGCUGCCAAAUCUGUGGCCGUCGCUUCAAGGAACCAUGGUUCCUCAAAAACCAUAUGAAGGUGCAUCUCAACAAGCUGGCCAUCAAGAACAAGCCGCCCCAGCCCAGUGAACAGGACAUGGCUGCCGUCAAUAGCAUGAGCAAUCUGGCUCAGGAAGCUCAUGCCAACCUUUACUCCCGCUACAUCUCCUGUCUUCAGGGAGGCUUCCUUUCACCAGACAAGCAGGGCUUAAGUGAGCAGCACCAAAUGUUGGCUAAAGCAGGCAUAGCCAUGAAGGAAAAGGAGAUGCUAGGGAAGCUGCUGGGGCCAAUGGCAGGAGGUAUGGGCCAUGGGCUGGGUGAAAAUGAAAAGCGCUCACUCCUGGGUUGUCUCAACCUUGUGCCACCACUCAAGUCAAGCUGCAUGGAGCGCCUCCAAGCAGCUGCAAAAGUGGCGGAGAUGGACUCCCUCAAUAGCUACCAAGCCUGGCAGAUAAUGGCUCGUGGCAUGGCUAUGGACAGGGCUUUCAUGCCGAAGGAGCCGCAGCAGCAGCACCAGCACCAGCACCAUAUACCCCCAGGGCAAGAAGAUGAGAUGGGUGGUGCUGGAGCCUUGGCUUCCUUCUCAAAGGAAAAACAAGAGUACUUGAUUGCUACCAAUGAUAGCUCCAAGCAGAAGCAGCUCUCAGAGGCCUUGCAGGGAUCCAAGGCCGCUAGCGGAGCCAUGAUGUCCAUGAAGGAGGAUGGAAGAGGCUUUGACAGUCACCGUGACUUAAUGUCUAUCCACAAUAACGCUGAGGCUCCUGGAGCCCUGGCUGGAUUGGGAAGCCCAAACAUCGACUACAGCCUCUCCAGCCUCUCUGUCCUGAAGGAGAAGCCUUCAGAAUGCCCUGACUGUGGCCGGGUCUUCAGAACCUACCAUCAAAUGGUUGUCCACUCCCGUAUUCACGGCAAAGACAGGAGAGGCGUCGAGGAAGCAAUCCAGCAACAAGGUCUCGACGAACGCCGCGGAUCAGCCAGUGACCCUGAGUCCCAGUCCAUAAGCCGCUCCACCACUCCUGGUUCAUCCAACGUGACAGAAGAGAGCGGAGCUGGAGGAGGACACUCCCAGACAGGAAGCGUCCAGGAUGACAGCCCACAUCCCUCCUCACCAUCUUCAGAUGUUGGGGAGGACUUGGGGAAGGCAGCGGGGAGCAUUCAGCCGUCUCUGUCCCAGCAUCGUGAGCGGAGCGUGGGCUCGUCCUCCAAGGAUUGCCCCUACUGUGGCAAGUCCUUCCGCACCUCCCAUCAUCUCAAAGUCCAUCUGCGGAUACACACAGGAGAGAAACCCUACCGGUGCCCUCAUUGUGACUAUGCCGGCACCCAGUCUGCCAGUCUGAAGUACCACCUGGAGCGCCACCACCGCGAGCGUCAAAAUGGAUCCACCACCUCAGGCCAAUCCUCUUGCCACACCCCUUCUUCUGACCACAAAGAGGAUCAUGGGAAAGCAACCGGUGGCGGUAUCUUUGCCCGACCAGAUGUCCUCCGUAAUGUUUUCAAGAGCAUGCCCCCCAACUUAGACUUCAGGGCAGGUCCAUUGCUGCCACAUCAGUGGGCGUCGGCAGGCAUGAUGUCUCCGCAUGACCGAGAUCGUGAGCGCGGAGACCGCCGUUUUGACUCCACCUCUUCAGGUGAGAACAUGAAGACCGCUGAUGGCCCGUCCGCCCUGGUUUCAACAGCGACAGAUAGCUUCUCCGACCUAAGCAGGGCUUACCAAAGCAUGAUGGGAAACGGAGUCCACUUUCAAGGUUCUCUCCAGGCCUUCAUGGACAGCUUUGUCCUCAGCUCCAUGAAGAAGGACAUGAAGGACAACCAGAGCUCGGCCCAGCUCCAGGCCCAGUGCUACCAUGACAACGGCGAGCCCAAAGCAAAGCGGGCAGUCUCGGCAGACCAGGAACGAGAAGAUAAGGCUGAACCCAAACAGAAGCCGGAGCCUGGCAAACCUGGGUCCCAGUACGAACCACUUGAUCUGUCUGUGUCAGUCCGGCCUGAGUCCGCAUCCGGAUCUCUUCCCGGCUCUUCAGUUACCAUCCAUGAUAACGUGGCGUGGCAUGGCUGCCUCUUCUGCUCCUUCUCCACCGCCUCAUUGGAGCUCAUGGCUCUGCACCUCCAGGCCAACCACCUGGGUAAGGCCCAACAGCAGCGGUCUGAUGCAGGCAAGGAGCUUCAUGGAGACACCUCCAUCAUUCACUCUUCCAACACCAAGAACUCUGGUGUGGCCCUCGACAAAGAUGGAGACAGAGAUGGAGAGAAAGGCCAGGGAGGCUGGAACAACCACAUGGACCAGCCCUACAACCCCUUCCAGAGUGACUUCUACAGGCGGUUUGGUGGCUUGUAUGAUGGAUCCCCAAGGACCAACCAGGUGUAUUUAACCCCAGGAGAGCAGAGUCUGGAACUACCCAGCCAGGCCUUUGGAGGAGCACCUUCAGCUGCAGAUGACCAGAUCGGCGAAAGGGGCUCGCGUGGAGACAAUGAAGAAGACCAGGUUGGAUCAGAAGAUGAAGUUGCAAAGACUGGGGGCCGCAGUGCUAGUGAGACCCCCUCAACCACCCCUAAGAGACAGCAACAACAGAAUCACUCAGAUGAAGAGGAAGAGGAGGGAGGAGUGGCUGAAGAGGAGGAGGAAAGAGAUGAGGAUGGGCAAAUGGAUGUGGAGAGAGAGGAAGAGGGAAGUCCAGCCUCAGACCACCUCCAGAACCACUCCAAACAGCUCCAAGACAACUCCUCUAUGCGCCCAAGGGGUGCAGGUGGUUUGGCAUCUUCCUCCGCCAUGGCACCACUUUCUCUGGUUCCCCAACCCAAGAACCAAGCUUUGCCACUGGAGAAGCAGUGGCAGCAGGGCCUGGCCCUUCUGUCUCCUGGAGGUCCCCCAGGACUGUUGAAGGCUGAGCAGCAGAGCCACCUAGAGCAGCAGAUGAACAUGCUGUCGGUCCUCAGAGCCUACAGCAAUGACAACCUCCCCGCAUUCAACGGCCUGGGAGGUGGAGCAGGUGGAGCACCCACAGGAGGCAUGAAGAGGCCAGAUGCACCCGGCCAGAGACCAUUCAAGUGCAGUUACUGCCCCUACAGUGCCUCCCAGAAGGGCAACCUGAAGACUCACGUGCUGUGCGUGCACCGCAUGCCCUUUGACAACAGCCAGUAUCCAGACCGCCGCUUCAAGAGAUCUCGGCCAGAGUCAGACGUCCUGGAGAAGAACCCUGAUGACGCCAUCGCUGGUGUUACUUCUAAUCAACCAAUGACAGGAGAAGAUGAAAGCCACGGGGGGAACGUGUUGUUUGAAUCCCGUCAACAGGAGUGAGACGGCCGCCAUCAGCUGGUUAAUAACAUCCAGAGGAGAGGUCUGUGUCUGUGUUGGACAAUGCAUUAUCUGAAAGGCCACAGAUUUUUAUCAUCACGCACAUCAGACUCCCUGAUGCACUGAAGGUUGGUCUCUAUAAGACUUAUUUCCAACAGACCCUGACCAAACAACGACAAGACAAUGAGACCAACACAGUGCUAUGAAUAGACCACACUUCCUACAUUAUAGACACAAGUAAACAUACUCUAUGUGGGUUAUUGGAAGUCUGUGAGCAUUUACUAAGAACACAUUAUAAUCUUUGUAAUUGUGAUGAGGUGAUUCAGCUUUCUUUCUUUUUUUUUUUUAACAAAGCACAGUGGAUUAUGUGUAAUAAUGGAAAGUAGAAACAGUUAAAAACUGUUAAUGAAAUCGUAGUUUUCAGACAAAUCACAAAGGAAGGAGGCUAUGAAGCGAGAGGGAAGGCAGAUGAAAAUCAUUAGGAAGACUUUUUUCUCCAAAAAUAAUGCUUUUAUCAGAAAAAUGAUCCGUGUAAACGAUUGAGCAGAACAGUUACUGUAGGGAAGAUGGAGGAGGUGGUGGAGGAAGAGGAGGGCUUCUGAAUGCACACCACCACCACAGCCACCCAAGAACAUAACACCAGUGACUGCCAUUUUCCCAAUGUGAGUGAUGAGCACUGUG
Messenger RNA from Centropristis striata (black sea bass), 6013 nucleotides. RefSeq names its product zinc finger protein 536 (gene znf536). Gene Ontology annotation, biological process: regulation of DNA-templated transcription. NCBI's taxonomy places the organism in Eukaryota, Metazoa, Chordata, Actinopteri, Perciformes, Serranidae. Gene Ontology annotation, molecular function: RNA polymerase II cis-regulatory region sequence-specific DNA binding; DNA-binding transcription factor activity, RNA polymerase II-specific. The transcript has 8 exons. The record is from RefSeq and is a predicted model, not a curated record. Bases 854 to 5335 code for a protein of 1493 amino acids. Gene Ontology annotation, cellular component: nucleus.